Messenger RNA from Anoplopoma fimbria (sablefish), 2146 nucleotides. RefSeq names its product CXXC finger protein 1a (gene cxxc1a). The record is from RefSeq and is a predicted model, not a curated record. Gene Ontology annotation, cellular component: Set1C/COMPASS complex. Gene Ontology annotation, biological process: positive regulation of DNA-templated transcription. NCBI's taxonomy places the organism in Eukaryota, Metazoa, Chordata, Actinopteri, Perciformes, Anoplopomatidae. Bases 98 to 2059 code for a protein of 653 amino acids. The transcript is spliced from 13 exons. Gene Ontology annotation, molecular function: DNA binding; zinc ion binding.
CAGAAGAAGAAGCAGCGGAGACAAAGAGGCUGAGAGAUGAGAGGACGGUGACGGAGGAGCGACUCUUCUUCUGCGUGUGAAACAGCGGCAGCUCCUCAUGUCGGAGGAGACUGCAGGAGCAGAGAAAGGCCCGGAGGACGAGGAAGAUGGUGGAGGAGGAGGAGGAGGAGGAGGAGGUGAAGGAGGAGGAGAAGGAGGAGAAGGAGGUGAAGGAGGAGGAAAGGUGUCCCUGAAGACCCCCAGAGGUCUGGCCUAUUGUCUCUGCAGGAAACCAGACAUCAACUGUUUUAUGAUAGGGUGUGACAGCUGUACUGAGUGGUUUCAUGGAAAGUGUGUUGGAGUUUCAGAGAAAGCAGCGAAAUCCAUCAGAGUUUGGUUUUGUCCGUCCUGCAGAGACGAAGACUCGUCUCUGGAGAUUAAAUACCGUCUGAAGAAGACCAAAGAGAAGGACGAUAAAGAGUCGGACUCAGAGAAAGAGGACAAACCUGACGGAGACGGAAGCUCCACCCCCCAGCCCAAGAUUGACAGGAGGCGGAGCUCACAGAUCAAGCGUUCGGCCCGGAUGUGUGGAGACUGUGACGCCUGUCUGAGGACGGAGGACUGCGCUCUCUGUGACUUCUGCAAAGACAUGAAGAAGUUCGGAGGUCCGAACAAGAUCCGCCAGAAGUGUCGUCAGCGCCAGUGUGAGGUCCGAGCCCGGAAGAUGCUUCGUGUCAAAGACGAGGAGAUGAGUCAGAGCGGCGUCAGGGGGCGUGGCCUGUCGAGAAGAGGGGCGGGGCAUCAGACGGAGGAGGAGGAGGAGGACGACGAAGACGUGGUCUUCAGUGAGAGCGAGCUGGAGCUGUAUGAGCAGUACAGAGCCGCCGGAUACAGAGACCUGGUGUGGCACAGCGAGGAGGAGGACGCUCAGUCAGACCCUCUGAGGAAGAAGGCGGUGAAGGUGAAGCACGUGAAGAGACGAGAGAAGAGGACAGAGAAGAAGGUGAGGACGCUUCAAACUGCUGAUGUCACUGCUGAUGUCACUGCUGAUGUCACUAACAGUCUGUCCUCGCUGCAGAAGUCCGUCUCUGCUCCUACAGAGGAGGUGAAGCCUCGCCGCCACAAAGCCAAGCAGCGCCACAGGGAGCGUGUGCGUCACAGCGAGCGAGGGGGAGAGGGCGGGGUUAAGGAGGUGGGUGGGGCUAAGGAGGUGGGCGGGGCUCUGCGUCAGUGUCUGGGACCAGGAUGUGUCCAACCGGCAAGGACCAUCUCCAAGUACUGUUCUGAGGACUGCGGCAUGAAACUAGCCGCCAAUCGUAUCUAUGAGAUCCUUCCUCAGAGGAUCCAGCAGUGGCAGCAGAGUCCGUGCGUUGCAGAGGAAAGGGGGCGGAGACAUCUGGAGCGAAUCAGGAAGGAGCAGCAGGCGGCGAGGCUCCGCCUCACGCUGAUGGAGAAACGUUUCCACGAGCUGGAAGGAAUCAUCGCCAACGCCAAACAGCAGCAGGUCCAACACCACGAGGAGGUGACUGAGGGUGAGGGUGAUGACACAGACCUCCAGGUGUUCUGUGUCUCCUGCAGUCACCCCGUCAACCCGAAGGUGGCGCUGAGACACAUGGAGCGAUGCUACGCUAAGUAUGAGAGUCAGACAUCGUUUGGCUCCAUGUACCCAACACGAAUAGAGGGGGCGACCCGGUUGUUCUGUGAUGUGUAUAACCCUCAGAGUAAGACGUACUGUAAGCGGCUGCAGGUUCUGUGUCCUGAACACUCCAGAGAUCCAAAGAUCCCAGCAGACGAGGUGUGUGGGUGUCCUCUGGUAAAAGACGUGUUUGAGCCGACCGGAGAGUUUUGUCGUGUGUCUAAGAGGAAGUGUAACAAACAUUACUGUUGGGAGAAACUUCGUCGGGCCGAGGUCGACCUCGAGAGAGUCCGAGUGUGGUAUAAGCUGGACGAGCUGUUUGAGCAGGAGAGGAAUCUGAGGACAGCGAUGACGAAUCGAGCCGGUUUAUUGGCUCUGAUGCUGCACCAGACCAUCCAACAUGAUCCAAUCACAACGGACCUACGCUCUGCCAAGGACAGGUAGACAGACAGACAGGCAGGUAGACAGACAGACAGAGAGGUAGAUAGACAGACAGACAGACAGACAGACAGACAGACAGACAGACAGACA